UUUUAAUCCGGUGAGCAGCAGCUUCAUUAUACCAUUUGCAAUUAUGAUUUUGAUUAAGGUGAAUAGGUUUACUAAUACUUAUUUUUAUAUCUCAAAUUUUGCUGCGCCGUUCUUUCUCUUUCUUAGCUCUUUGAUGUACAAAUGAAAAUAUGCCUGCAGAUUCUGUUGUAGAUCUACCAUGCUUGUAUGAUAAAAAAAUUAAGAAAUCCAAACGUAAAAAUGCUGGAAGUACUCGGUCGGAAUCGAAACAAACUACACCUUUUGCGAAAAGAAGUAAAACUAAGAAGAGACACAUUUGUGAUAUAUGUAACAAAGAAUUCACAAAUAAAUGCGGUUUGACAAAUCAUUUGCUCAUACACGCUGGCGUAAAGCCGUUUGCUUGUGAAAUAUGCUACAAAACUUUUACGAAAAAAUGUACUUUAACUGUUCAUCUUGUAACUCACUCUACUGAGCGUCCAUUUGUAUGCGAAAUAUGUGAUAAGUCUUUUGCUCGCAAAAAUGACUUAAAAAAGCACCAAUUUGUUCAUACCGAUAAAAAGAAUUAUGUCUGUGAUAUUUGUAAAGCAGAUUUUAAACAUCAGAAUAAUCUGCGUAGACAUAAGAUGAGACAUUUAGCGAAAGAACAAAAAAAUAUAAAUAAGGUUGUAAAAAAGCAAGAUGCCUUAAUAUCAUUGUUAAUUGAAAGUUAUAAGAAAAAGCAAAAUCUUGUCAGUAAUGGCCAAAUUUCAGAAUCAUCAACUAUAAGUGAUGCCCAAGAAAAGUUUACCCUUCCUAUUGAUGAAAAUGAGCAUAUUAUCACUAGUGAGUCAGAAAUUAUAACAGAAUUAAUAGAUGUAAAUGAAAUGUUAGGACCAAGCAAUGCUGUUGAUGUUAACAAUACAAAAAAUACUUCUCAUUUAAAGGAUUCUUUGAAUUCUGUUUUUAAUUUUAGCAUAUCAAGUGGAAAUUUUAUUGAAUCUCAUGUUAGCAAUAAAGAUUUGCAAGACAACAGUGUAAACCAUAAAAUUAAUGAAGCGCUUUAUGAAAAUGUAACUGACAAAGUUUUUUUUUCCAAAGUUAGUCCUGAAUUAGACUGCACAGUCAGAUCUCCUUUACAUAUCGAUGAUAAUGAACAUGAUCUCAAUUCUAAUUCAUUAAAUGAGCAAGGAAUGUGUAAAGAAAAUUAUUCUUUAUAUAAAAGUAACAUUGAUAAUAUUUCUACAAACUGCCAGGCAUCGGUAAAUAACAUAAUUAAAAACAAUUCCGAUUUAAUGAACCCCUUUAAAGAAAAUAAAAUUCUAAAAAUAGAAUCUCAAUUUUUUGAUGAAGAAACUCAAAAUGUAAAAGCACUGUCAUCUUUUCAAGAUAAUGAAAAUGAAAUUCCUAUACCCCAUAUGGAGAGAUGUUAUUCCUGUGAUAUUUGUGGUGAAUUAUUUGAUAAAGAGGAUUGCUUAUUAUUGCAUAUUUCUAAUCAUAAUGUUGACCUAUGUAAAUGUUAUGUUUGUGAUGCAAAUUUUGAUACUAGUGAACAUUUACAAGAACAUCUUUUAUCACAUAGUGAUAUUCCUUUAGAAGACAUGGAUAAAAUGAUCGAUGAAGAUAUUGAAUCUAAUUUUAAUAAACUUGAAGAAAUGUCUUUAGAAGAUAUUGAAAAAAUUGGUUUAGAUGAUGAUUUUGAUGAAAAUUUGGCAAAAAUGUAUGCCUUAGCUCAUUUUGAUAUUUCAAUAGAUGAAAAUGAUUCUGUGAAUAUUAUAAAUUAUGAUGAUACUUCUAAAGAAUGUACAUUGCUUCAAGAAAAUUCUUCUCUUAAUAGUGAUGUGAAUUGUACUCUUGAAAAUUUAGCUGUUGAAGAUGUAAAUUUUGAUAUUUCUGUGAAAAAUCUGAAUAAAUUCCCCUCACUAAUUUUUAAUAAAAAUGUCAAUUUACAAGCUCAGCCUGAAAGUAAUAAAGAAGGUGAUUUCAAUGGUAAUUUUCAUAACAUUUCAAAAUGUGAUAUUCCAAAGAAAAUGCAUAUACCAAGUAAAGAUGUUGAUGAUAUUUCCUUAAAUCAUUGCAUUCAAGAUAUAAUUGCUAAAUUGCAUUCUGAUCCAAGUUUUGACUUCUCAAAAGAAAGUGUUUCUGAAGCUUGCAAAAAUAUUGUUGAUGUUGAUUUACCUAAUAUGAAUAUCUUAUCAGAUAUGGAUAUUUUUUCUAAAUCUAGUGAUUUUUCUGCUAUUGAUAAUUUAGAAGGAAAUGUUAAUCAUGUUAUCUUUAGUGAUGAUAUAAUUGACAAAAUUCGUUCCUUAUUUCAGAAAAAUCAUCCUGCUGAUAACGAAUUGUUCAAAGCUGAAAAAGAUGUAGCAGAUUCAUCAGAUAUUAGUGAGACCAAGAAUGUUACUAAACAUUCAAAACAAUUGUCUAUUUGUCACAUUUGUGAUAAAACUUUCUCCAGAAAACUUUACUUGCAAACCCAUUAUUUAACUCAUUUAGGUAUAAAGCCUUAUCGCUGCCAUAUCUGCAAUAGAAGUUUUGCAAAAAAAUGUGCUCUCACUAUCCAUUCAUUAAUUCAUAAUAAAAUCAAGAAAUACAGCUGCAACAAUUGUGAAAAAAGUUUUUUACGAAAAACUGAUCUCCAAAAACACAUGCUGAUUCACACAGGGCAAAAGCCCUAUGUUUGUAAGGUGUGUCAGAAAGAAUUCAAUCACCAGAAUAAUUUACGAAGACAUGAACUCAUUCAUGGCAAUAAGAAAUUGCAUGUUUGUCGCAUAUGUGAUAAAGGAUUUUCUGAUCAGAUAUCAUUACUAUCUCACACAAAAAUACAUCUCAGAUCAGCUGAAGUGGAUGUCUCUAAUGAUAACAUUUAUGAUUUCAAUAAUUAUCUAAAGUCUGUAAAAGAUAAACUUCAUGGAUGUGAAAUAUGUGGAGCAAUGUUCGCUCGCAAUGACAGACUAGUCAAACACAAACUUACUCAUUGUGAUAAAGAUCUAUAUCUCUGUGAAGUUUGCGGAUCAACUUAUAAAAAUAAGUCUGAUCUCCAGACACACUUGCUGAAUCACAUUGACACUACAUUUGAAGAAAUUAGAGAUAAUACAGAAAAAAUAGAAGAUUUAGAUUUAACAAAACUUGAACCAUCUGUCCAAAAUAUGAAGAAAACUUAUGCAUGUGAUCAAUGUUUUAAAGUCUACAAUCGAAGCAGUGCUUUGAAGUAUCAUUAUUUGACCCAUACAGGAGAAAAACCUCAUAAAUGUCCCAUAUGCCAGAAAAAUUUUGGGCAGCGAACCACUUUGAAACGCCACAUUUUAGCACAUUCCGGGGUGAAAUCCUUUUCCUGUAAACUGUGCAGUAAAAGCUUUAUCUGGGAAUCAUCUUUGCGUAAACAUUAUGCUACCCAUUCCUCAAGAUAAUUUUUAUUUUAUGAAUUAUUAAAAUAGUAUUCUAAUUAAUUGAAAAGUAAAAAUUGUUGAUUUAAGAAAUCAGUUU
Molecule: messenger RNA, 3438 nt
Organism: Argiope bruennichi
Lineage: Eukaryota; Metazoa; Arthropoda; Arachnida; Araneae; Araneidae
Product: zinc finger protein 271-like
Exons: 1
Coding region: 150-3362 (1070 amino acids)
Biological process (GO): regulation of DNA-templated transcription
Molecular function (GO): RNA polymerase II cis-regulatory region sequence-specific DNA binding; DNA-binding transcription factor activity, RNA polymerase II-specific
Source: RefSeq, a predicted model, not a curated record